AUGGAGAUCAGCUAUCUGGACAAGCAAAGGGAUAUGAAAAUGGUAAAGAAUGUCCAGAUAUAUGAUGAAAAACUAAGAACAAAGAAAACAAAGGAGUUCCUCUACACAGUAGCUCUUGCCUUCCCCAACUACAAUGGAGACCAACCAGCUGGUGAUGGACUCCUAUUCUUCAAGAUAGGCGAUGCCAAAGGACGCAUCUCCAUCUCAGCUCUAUGCCAACUCUUUGGACUUCCCAAUGAGACAGCACAUGACUUCAAGGAGAACUCAAAGAGGAAACAAGCUGUCUUUGCUGAUUGGACACACUUUGCCAAUGAACCAUUCUUGCCUUCAAGAUCAAAGGUGUCUAGAAUCACUCAUCCAGCCAUUCGCUAUGUGCACCGCCUCAUCUCCACCACUUUCCAAUGCAAACAAGAAGCCAACAAGGUCACAACCGAUGAGUUCUACAUCCUCACCACGCAUUUCAUCAAGAAUAACAUCCUAAAACCAUGA
This is a messenger RNA of Microthlaspi erraticum, 489 nucleotides long. NCBI's taxonomy places the organism in Eukaryota, Viridiplantae, Streptophyta, Magnoliopsida, Brassicales, Brassicaceae. The record is from the annotation of a GenBank genome assembly.